Messenger RNA from Athene cunicularia (burrowing owl), 4841 nucleotides. RefSeq names its product nipsnap homolog 2 (gene NIPSNAP2). The record is from RefSeq and is a predicted model, not a curated record. The coding region runs from base 1400 to 2272 and encodes 290 amino acids. The transcript has 10 exons. Lineage: Eukaryota; Metazoa; Chordata; Aves; Strigiformes; Strigidae. Gene Ontology annotation, cellular component: mitochondrion.
CCCACCCAGUUUAUAUUUUGUUCUAAAGCAGAAGCUAAGUGGGAUAGAAGUGUUUUCACCCUCAUUCUUAAUCUAAGCAAGCUAUUUAGUGUUCUUUUGUGUUCACAGCCCAAUCUUUGUAGCAAGAAAGCUAAGCCCAUAGGUAACGCUUGUAGGAAAAGAACUUGCCAGCAAAGUCAACCAAUGUCCUAAAAGAUUGCAUGAAGACUCUCUAAUAAAUAUUGUUCCCAGAAAAUAAAAAAUUGUGAAGUGUGUGAUGGUAAUUCCAUAUAGCAUAUCUACAUUCUAUGUGUAUAUUCACAUUUUCAUUAGUGGUAUUUGGGGUUUGGAAUAAUCUGGAUCCAACAUCUGGUUUACUUGGAGCAGGUAUUAUAAUAUUGUGGAGCAUAAUGUUAAGCUACUUAAAAGUAGAUCUUUUGGAUGAUGGAUUAGUUUUGAACUAAUUCAUGGUUGAUGCUCACAACUGGAAGUCCAAAGACAUGAAUUUAGUCCCUGCUCCUCCAGAGCUGAUCUUGGGUACAUAUUGCCCACACAAGUGAACCAGCACUCACUUCAGGGCUUCUUGAUUGGUGGGUAUCUACGAGGACACCAGUAGUGUAGGGCUUCUCUAAGGAUAUCGCUUGAAAAUAGGAACCUAGCAUCUCAGGUUGGGUGUGCUGACUAUCUGUUUUAAUAAACUUCAGCUGUUACCAUUCCCUAGUUUAAAUUAAGUGUAUAUUUAGAUGGAUAGUUAUGAUUUCUUAGUCAUUGUUCGUGAGGAGCUUUACAAUUGCUGGGUAAGAGAUUUGACAUAAAUGUAAAGUAUUACUCAUUUCAUUAUAUUGAAAGUUAAAUAUACCUCCAGUUUUGGGUGCAGUCUAACAUUCAAGUCACGGGAGUCUCCUGAUAGCAAAGGAAUUUGCUUGGCAGCGUUAUCCCCAUAACUCCAGUUUGCUCUUGCUCUGAUAAAGCUGGUUCACAAAAAAAGCAACAUGAUUAUUUGUCUCUUUCAUCUUCAGAAUUUGCCACAAACAGUAAUCCUCUUAGAAGAGUGUUUGCUAAUUCUGUUUAAUGAAGGGGAAGAAAUGACAAUGGCUUACAGAUCUGUAUUGAAAAAAUGAGCACUGCAGUACUGGGGUUGAGUUCUGUCUCCUAGAGCCCCAUUUGCUAUCCAGUGAGCAUUAGUGCUUACUUUAAGGGAGCUUUUUUAAAACAGCAAAACAACUUGGAUUUAUUAGGUGGGGUUUACCCCAUAUCAUCUGGGACAGCUUGAGUUUCGGUGGCACCUCAUGUAGAUGUGACAGUACAUCUGCAGUCACCUAUAUCAGGCCUCCCCCAGCUGAGAUCAGAGAUCCGUCUACUCCAGACAGCUGUGUACCCUCUACUCUAGCAACAGCCUUAUCGUGGAAUCCCCUUUUAGAUGCUUGUUCUUAGGAAUAGCUGCUUAGCUUUCAGCACAGUAACAUGUUUCUGUGUUUGCCUAGGGCCAAAGAAGGCGUCAUUUUCAAUAAAUACACCAAUAAGGGGGCUGGUAUCUUCAGCUAGCAGACCUCGUGAAGACAGUUGGUUAAAAUCGCUGUUUGUUCGCAAAGUCGAUCCAAGGAAAGAUGCUCACUCCAACCUUCUAGCCAAAAGAGAGACCAGCAGUCUGUAUAAACUACAGAUUCACAAUGUAAAACCAGAAUGUCUAGAGGCCUACAACAAGCUUUGUCAAGAGGUGCUGCCAAAGAUUCAUGAAGAAAAACACUACCCAUGUGCACUGGUGGGGACUUGGAACACGUGGUACGGAGAGCAAGAUCAGGCUGUUCAUCUGUGGAGAUAUGAGGGAGGCUAUCCAGCUCUCAAUGAGGUCAUGAGUAAACUCCGUCAAAAUAAGGAAUUCACAGAGUUUCGCAAAGAAAGAGGUAACAUGCUUCUCUCACGCAAGAACCAAUUACUGUUGGAGUUUAGUUUCUGGAAUGAACCUGUUCCCAGAGAGGGGCCCAAUAUUUAUGAACUGAGAUCCUAUCAACUUAGACCUGGAACAAUGAUUGAGUGGGGAAAUUACUGGGCUCGUGCAAUUCGUUUCCGACAAGAUAAUAAUGAAGCAGUUGGAGGAUUUUUCUCGCAAAUUGGGCAGCUGUAUAUGGUUCAUCACCUUUGGGCUUACAAAGAUCUCCAAACCAGAGAAGAUAUAAGGAAUGCUGCAUGGCAUAAACCUGGCUGGGAUGAGCUAGUCUAUUACACAGUGCCCCUUAUUCAGGAAAUGGAGUCCAGAAUCAUGAUACCAUUGAAGAUUUCUCCACUUCAGUAAAAUCACUUAUUUACUUGUGCCUACAUAGAUACAGUGACAAGUAUUUGUCUUAAAUUAAUAUAUGGUAUACAUUGUAUAUCAUAGUCUGAAAUAUAAAAGUACUGUAUUGAGCUUAUAAAAGAAACCUCUUUUCUUCAGAUUCUAAUGACCUUUUGCUCUUAGGAUUGUACCAGACUAAAAAGAAAUACAGGGCUGUAAAUAAAAGGUGGGUUAAUUGAAAACGAGUACAAAGACAUGUGAGUUCCUCUGUGAGACAGCCCCUCAAGUUAAGUACGACCUACAGUAUUUAGUAUCUUCUGCCACACAGACAAUGCCCAGUGUUCAGUAACAGCAACAGAAUGGAGUGUUAGAGUUGCUGUGGGCUUUGUGUAGCAUUAUAACGACUGCAGAUUUUAAAAACAAAUGGGGGAGUUCUGAAAUUAGAAGUUCUGAAGCCCUCAGAUUGCAUUGAAAUACACGUAGCUGUUCUAGCAGGCCUGAAAUCAGUAAGUAGCUCUUAAUUUACAAAUAGGCAGCCAUUAAUGGAGGAUGAUACUGUUUGUCAGGUGAUAGCUUAUAGUCAGAGAACAGGGCAUUCUGUUUUGCAAAGACUCUGAAGCCCAUUGAAACUAAUCACACAUUUGUGUAGAUAUCUACACCUGAAAUUAAUUUUGUGAAGUAUGACAUACAGUUUUUGAAGAGACACUGACAAGACUUGGUUGUCCGAACAUUCUGCAGGGAAUGAGGUUCAGUUAAAUACAUUUAUCUCUAUAAACAACUGGGAAGUUGAGGAAAAGGGGUUUAAUUUAGUAAGCAUUCAUGACUUCAGACAUAUGCUUGGUUGGGUGUUUCACUAACUGUACAGUAGGUGCUUACAAAUCAAUGUGUGAAACUGGUGCAUGUUGAGUCAGUAGGAUUGGCAGAAAGCGCUGUACCGUUAUGUACAGUUCUAUUUUGGUUUCACUCUUAGACUAGAAUGUAUCAACACUUUUGGCGUCUGCAAUUAUGUGAACAUCCUGUAUGUGAAAAUAAUAUUCUCUCUUUAAAGUGGCUACAAGAAUCGGUGUAACAUACUGAAUGUACAAAUCAGUUACUGAAUGUCCAGUUUGUACGUUUCAACGAGUUUUCAGGAAGAACAUACUAGUCAGUGAAGUCCUUUUAAUUUUCACAUUCUACUGGCACCUUAUAUGUAUUGCACCAUCUGUGUUUUCUCUCAUCUUGAAGUGUUUAUUACGGAAAAUUUUAAUAAUUGCAUAGAAUAUUUCAGCUUAGUUAGCCCAUAUCGCUUCUCUGUGUCAGAGACAGCAUUCCCCAAUAUUCUGCUCUCCUUCCCCAAAAUGAAUUUACAAUAUCUCCAUUAUAUCCCAUUUUGCUGAGUGUUCUAGUGUUCUAUCUAUUGUGAUAAAUACAAAAUAUUUUUCCUUUUGAUUUUUCUCCACAAAUUACACUUAAUUUUUCAAGUCUGAUUUCUUCUUUUCCUCCUAUGUGAAAUACACUGCGCUCUUGCCUUUGCUUGAAUUUCAUCUUGAACAAAGUCAAUGUUUGAUCUGAUUCUUGUCUGUUCUCAUAUUUUCCCCCUGUUGUCAACUGAUUAUGGGAAUGUACUGAGGAAAAUUCUGUACUAUAUAUUAGCUUCAAGUUCUCGGGCUGGCUUACUCAGUGGACCAAGUAAAUCAUUUCAGCUGUUCCUUCUUGUAAAUCAGUCACAAGCAGUACUAUCAUCUGGGGCUGUCAUUUUUACAGACUUUUGGGACUGCUGUUUAGCUGCAAAAGGAAAAAAAAAAAAGGAUGACAAUAUCAGCUUCCAGUCCUUGUUAAUUCUCCCAGUAUCAUCCCAUAUUUCUUGUUCCUAAUUGUCCUUGUAAUUUAUCCCUCAUAGCCAGUAAUCUCAGAGACAAAAGGCGAAAAAACAUUUUUGGAGUUAUGGGAUGUUGUGGGUCCUGAUGCAGUCUGUGUAUUCUUACCUUGAGCUAGGAUCACUAGGAAUUAAGUUCAGUCAGGCAGAGCUCUUGUUGUUUAAGGACCAUGAAGUUUUGCAUGAAGAAGAAAUCUAAGGAAUAAAUGGAUGUUCUGCAGGGUGACGUCAUGGGGCACAAAUCUCUUUUGGUCUUUAAAUGCUACCUAAGAUGAAUUCCCACCAGUUGUGUAUUAUGAAUGUGCCUCCUGUCGUUCUGAGCUUCAAACUCAUGCUCUGGCUGUCAUCAGAGAGAGAUUGGUUCCUGUUAUUUUAGUUACAGAUAACUAUGUAAACUCGCCGAACAUAACGCAGUAGGUAAAUAAGCAGUGCCAAUCUUUUUCUUGCUUUUCUUUGCCUGAGCCCUUUCUAAAGUUGAUUUCCCUUGUUGCAAAAACUGUUGUGAUUUUUUUUUUUCCCCCUCUUAAUUUCAUGGCCAAGUCUGCCUUCUUCCUUUGACUAGCAAUACUUCAGCAUUUCUUAGAGCAGAAUUUGUAGAGUUCAGAACUGAAGUCACUUUCCAAUGGUUGGAAAGUGGGGAAGAGUGUCUGGAAGGGUCUCUGGUAAUUACCAAUUCUUGUUCCACUGUAUUGAAGACAAGUUAAAACUCAAGUUUAGUUGUCCUGUAGUCUUCCU